Messenger RNA from Salvia hispanica, 1501 nucleotides. Its product is annotated as protein GRAVITROPIC IN THE LIGHT 1-like. Gene Ontology annotation, biological process: response to red or far red light; negative gravitropism. Lineage: Eukaryota; Viridiplantae; Streptophyta; Magnoliopsida; Lamiales; Lamiaceae. The record is from RefSeq and is a predicted model, not a curated record.
AGUCAAAACACUUGCCCUUCCUUUUCAAAUUAUUUCAAAAAAAAAUUAAAUUCGCAUGCUCUGAUCAAGUUAAAAUUCUAAUUUUGAAGAAUUCAUGGAUUCAGCAAUCCGAUCAUCCCCAACGAGAAGCAAAUUCGCGAAAACAUUUUCCAAAUUAACUCAUUCAAAAAAAUCCACAAAAAGUCGCGCCGGAAUUUGCAUUCCGAUCGCGCCGCAGAAGCUGCAAUGCUGCGAGUCAAAGAAGUUCGGCGAAGAAGCGAUGGCGGAGCUGCGAGACAGAGCUGCCAUGGAAGCUUUCAUCGCGAGGCUCUUCGCGGCGGUUUCCUCGGUGAAGGCGGCCUACGCCGCGCAGCAGAUGGCGCAGCUUCCGUACGACGACGCGGCGGUGCAGUCAGCGGAUCAAGCCGUCGUCGACGAGCUGCGCGCUAUGUCGGAGCUGAAGCGCCAGUUUUUGAAGAAUCAGAUUGAUUCGUCGCCGCCGCACGUGGUGGCGAUGCUGGCGGAGAUUCAGGAGCAGCAGUCGCUGAUGAAGACGUACGAAAUCACGAUGAGGAAAAUGCAGCGGGAAAUUGAUCUCAAAUCGUCGCGGAUUUCUUCGCUGAGCGAAAGUUUGAAAGAGAUUAACCGGAAUAAUAGGUUAUUGGAGAAGACGAUUAGCGCAACCGGAAGUUUCUCAGUUCUCGAAACAGUGUCGUUCCAUAGCUUAAGCAUUAGUGAUUUCGUCGUUGUGCAUAAAUACGCGUUGAGAUCUGUGAGGCAUUUUGCCAAACAGUUGAUCCGCGAAAUGGAAUCCGCCAGCUGGAAUAUCGACGCCGCUGUCAACGCGAUUCACAGCGGCGUUAAAUUCAACAGAAAGGAUCACAGAGGCUUAGUGUUCGAAUCGUUUGUUUGCAGAGAGAUUUUCAGCGGCUUCAACGAUCCUCUCUUCGGAAUCGAGAAAAUCGAUAAUUCAGAGAAGCAGCGGCGCCGGAUUUUCUUCUUCGAGGAGUUCACGAAAUUGAGGUCGGUCUCUGUGAGUCAUUUCGUCAAACACAACCCGAGCUCGAUGUUCGGAAAUUUUUUGAAAUCUAAGUAUCUUAACUUGGUACAUCCGAAGAUGGAAUUCUCGUUUUUCGGCAAUUUAAACCAGAGGAAGAUGGUGAACGGCGGGGAUUUGCCGGAAACGGAGUUGUUCAAGAUGUUUGGUGAAAUGUCGAGAAGAGUUUGGCUACUUCAUUGUUUGGCAUUUUCGUUUGGGUGUGAAGUUGGGGUUUUUGAAGCGGAGAGAAAUUCGAGAUUUUCGGAGGUGUAUAUGGAAAAUGUGUUCGCGGCGGCAGUUGGUGAUUUGAGGGUGGCGUUUACGGUGGUGCCCGGGUUUCGGUUUGGGCACACGGUAGUGCAAACCCAGGUGUAUUUAGUCCCGGGGAAAUGCUAAGUUGUAAAAUCUAGGCCAUUAAUUUACUUUUGUUUAGGCCGGUAAAAAUAUUUUGAUUUUGUGCAAUUCUUUUUAAACACUCUUCUA